GUCUAUAUAAAAGAUGCUGCGCGUAAUGCGUUGGUGCAUCGAUCAUAGAAGAUCAGCUGAGAAAUCAAGGGAAAGCAUUCCACACUCCUUUCUGCUUCUCAGCAGUCAUCAUUUCGACAAGAUGAAGAUCGUCGUUCUCCUUGUGUGUUUGGACGUAGCCUUCGCCCAGCACGGUCAUGAAUUUGAUCGUGAUGCAACACGCUCUCGUCGCAAAGUCUUGGCUAAUCACGAUCACGAUCAACAGACUCAUCAAGAAUAUCUCAUUCAUCGUAAAUUUGGUCGUGAUGCAACAAGUGCAGGCACACGUCUCGAAGACACCCAUGCUCGGAAGCAAUUGCCUGAACGUCCCGUGAGAAGAAAAAUUGGUAGCAUAGCUCAUAUGAAAGAAGCGCUCCCUCCCGGAUUUUAUGAAGCUUAUGAACCUGAUCACGAUCGCCAAGGUUACACAAAACCCAAAAAUAAUCAUGAAUAUGGUCCUGGUGCAAUAAGUAUACAAGACGCAGUUUCGGGUUCAGAAGAAGUUCCCAGUCCCAAGCGGUAUGGAUAUAAUAUUCCCGAUCGUCAUAGUUCCUAUGGUCCUGGGGCAAUAGGCUCACAUGACGAGAGUCAUUGUGAAACACCCUCACGACACAAAGGUUUGCCAGGUAGGGGUGGAGCAGAUCAAACGCAUGAGCAAGUCUACGACAACCGUGACCGUGAAGAAUAAGAUGCUGUAAUUGGAGGUAUGUAGCAGUCCUUGGUUCGACUUCAUGAUCAGUAUUAUCGCUGACUGUUAAUGGUGAAAAUCAAUGUUUAAUAAUAUAUUAUUCCACAUGUUGUAAACUGUAGUAAUGUUUCUUCUAUUUAACAGUUGAUGCGAAUUUAACAUCUUCAUGAGUGAUUUCCCUCAAAGACACUUUCGCAUCCUUGCAAUAUCUGUUUGUCAUGUUAUACGGCGAAUUGCAAGUUUUGCUCAAGAGCGAGUAUUAUUGGCAGACACCAACUACGUAAUAGGUUAGAAACUACAUAGUAGCGCAAGAUAUAUUGUUUUUUUAUUUUUGGUUCCUUUGCCAUCCCUUUUGGUUUUAUGUGGCGAAUCUUUUGCAAAUCUAUUGUAUUCUGCUUUAAGCUCCGCGCUCAGAACUCUUCACUGUGCUAUCUUACUUUAAAAAUCCUCUAAAGUAUUUGUAUCGAUGUUCACACAGAGUUCUAUAGUCGAUGGUGAAAAACCCGUGAAAAGACAUAGGUAACGAUUUUAUACGUCUUUGGGUAAUUGCUUCGAAAACUCUCCACAUUGUGAACAAGUUCAAACAUACUUUUUUUAAGCUUUGGCAGGAGCUUCUACGUCACACUUGGCGGUCGGUCGGUCGGUCUGUCGGUUGGUCGGGCUGUCUGUCCUCGAAAAUUGACCCCCAAAAAUUCACCGAAACUAAUUUGACGAAAGUUUUCGGAACUCCGGCUUUGUUUCGAUCGAUGCGCAUGCGCGAUUAUUUUGCAUACGUCCCCUAAAAUAAAACUACCAAUUUGAUAAUGAAAAAAAAAAUAAAAAGUAAAUUUAACACUAAAAAAAUUGUUUGUAACAUUUCAAAAAGAUGUCUAUGAACAGUUUGUAAAUGGAGGCAAAAUGUGUGAAGUAAAGUUACAGUCACGUGGUAUUUUGUGUAGUGGUUGUACGGUAUCUCGAAGGAGGAAAUGACAACAAUGUUGGCCAAAAGUAUGGUGUUCCAUAUGUGUCAUCGCCGUCGCAUCUUUUGCCAGCGCUGAUUGUGCACUCGCACGUGUUUACCUCACACUAGCGGAGACACAUCCAAAUAUCGGGAUUUUUUUUUAUAUGAAAAAAAAAUUUUUUUGGCCAGCCAGAGGUGCAAUCAGAUGGAAAUAUUGGAAAUUAGGAGCAAAAUCAAUCUCGCAAUCAGGCCAAUCCUCCAAGACUUGGAUGGCAACUCAUCUUAGAGAUUUCCAACCAUUUGCUGAGUUUUGUUGUUUUUGGCAGAUCGCAACUAUUCCGUAUGUUUGAUACUGCAGUGGAUUCCGUUACAGCGUUCCCUGAUAUAAGCUCUUUUUUCAUUCCCGCAGCUGUUCCCCUAUUCGAUUGUGUACAGUUUUCCGCGGUUGUAGCGCUCCCGGUUUACCUGUAAUUAGUUUUAUGCUUUAUGUACUUCAACAAUACGGAAGCUAACUGUCAUUCUUUGUGUUAAUUUUUCACAGAUUUUGAUGCGCCAGCAAUACGCUUCAAUUGUUAAUCCUUUUGGUUGAGGGUUUAAGUUAUUUACGACUUGAUACUGUAAUGUUAAUCUCACUGUUCUUAUAAAUGGUUAAUCUAUAAUUGUAGUAAAUCUUCAAUGCAAUUUUCCGGGUGGAAAAAAGAACAGCCAAAUCACUAUCGAAUGUGGUACAUCAUUGACUCAAUUUCUUCAGAAAUGUAGGAGCCUAUGCUUCCAGAGGAUGCCUUCAUACCGUUAUAUUUUCGCCUCUUACACCUGUUUGACCAUGCCAUUUACUUAUGUAUUUACUUCGUCGUGUGUUUUCUGCUUAUUUUAUUCAUUUGGCAUGGAAAUAAAUGGACGUUUGAAUUGAAUUGAAUUGAGUAGAAGGGAAAGGGCUGCUGUAGGUUCGCAUAUACAUUACAAAGCUAUUGGCUUAGUCAGUGCGUCAACUAACAGAGGAUGCUGUACAGACUUAAAUAGCCAGGCUCGCUUACGGUCCCACCAUAUAUAGACUUCAUAGGGAAUCAGUGCUCAUCAGUGAACAUUAAUUUUACUUUGCUUGUUCCCGUGCCUUAUUCCUCAACCGCUGUAUUAUUUAUCAAUGUAGAAUCAAGGGAAAUUACAGUCAUGUGGUUGCUAAGGCAAAGCGUCUGCCGUUGUUAUGCAAAGCUAAUCCGAUUGCCAACUUAGACGCUAAAGCAGAGCAUUGAAAUUCAUACACCACAAAAAAAACAUGGCCUUUUGAACGCUGUGUUUCUCGAAAAUGUGCAUGGUUUGGAUUAGGCCUGUCUUUAUCAUCAGAAAUAUUUUCCAGUUUUGCCACCAAAGAGCAGUGGAGUGUGUGCACAAACACAUUCCACUUUGCGUUUGAAAGGACUGCAUAGGCAGUUUGAGUAAUUCUGACAAUCAAUGCAAACCGUUGGCCUUUGUCAACCUCGCUCCCCAGUUCUACUUCAUUUCAACCUGGUUAUCAAAGGCAAACCCUGACUUGGUAAACUACUUCCUGUAUUAAUGCUGUAUCGAUCGCACAUCCACAAGGAAUGGAUAUCUGUAAACACAUUUGGUGGUUUUAAUUUUCAUCGUGUUACAUGUUAAAACAUGUAACACACGAUGGAAAUUAGAAUCACCAAAUGUGUUACAUACAAAUGCUUCACACGGAAAAUUGUUCCUCUUCGCAAAAGAUUCAGCAGUUCCUUUUUCAAUUAGCCCUAUGUUCAUUUUUGCGGGAGGGGAUUAGUAUUAAAUGCAGGCUAAAUUGGUGUCAUUAUAUUUGUUGGACUUUUUUUCAGAUCAGACGCCACAAUGAUUUAUAUAAGUUUGUAACUUAGAUACCACACUAAAAAAAGUAUUGACUCGUCACAUUAAAACACACCUGAUUAUUCCACACCUUAUUUUAAUAUCUUGGAUUUAGUAACUUUGCAUGUGAUUGGUUUGAAUUAAAUGAUGCAGGUACCGUAACGCAACGCUGUAA
This is a messenger RNA of Patiria miniata (bat star), 3657 nucleotides long. RefSeq lists its product as uncharacterized. NCBI's taxonomy places the organism in Eukaryota, Metazoa, Echinodermata, Asteroidea, Valvatida, Asterinidae. The record is from RefSeq and is a predicted model, not a curated record. The transcript has 7 exons. Bases 14 to 706 code for a protein of 230 amino acids.